AUGGCGUUAAAUACGAAUUUCUUGCUGCCCGGGGCUUUCGAUCAAAAAAAGGACGAUUGGAAAGUGUAUAAAGAACAAAUGUUAUUUGCGCUACAAGCACUGGGCGUGGAAAAUAACCUAGAAAGUGCCCGCGCCAUUUUCCUUUCACAAUGUGGAAAAGAUACUUUUGCAUUUUUAAGUUCAUUAGUGGCGCCGAAAAAACUCGUGGAAGUGAACUUUGAUGAUAUCUUGGCCGUAUUAGACAAGUUUUUCGCGCCCGAGAAAAGCGAAAUACUCGAAGCCGGGAAAUUCCAUCUACGAUGUCAAGAGAAAAGUGAAAAAAUGCAAUCCUUUAUUUCGGCCAUUAAAGCGAUAGCAGUGCAUUGUAACUUCAGUGAUUUAGAAAGACAAUUGCGUGACAGACUGGUGUUGGGAGUUAGAGAUGUGCGUUUGCGGCGAGAAUUACUGAAAACGGACAAUUUAACGUUCGCACAAGCCGUAAGCCGAAGUGUUCAAUAUGAGCAAACUGUGAGCGACCUUUACCCGCAAACAAGUACCUCAACACCUCUGGAGACCAAACCAACAACGAGCACAAGUAUAUCUGAACCGAUGGACACCAACCUAGUUAACGUCGGCUCGCAAAAGCGCGAGACUGCCUGUCGUCACUGCGGGGCGAAUCAUAACCCUAGAGGCUGUAAAUUUGCUAGGGCAAACUGUAACUACUGCAAGAAGGUGGGCCAUACGGUUGCCGUAUGUUGGAAUCGUAAUAAGAAGAAAAUUAACCUGGUUGAAGUUGAAGAACUGGACGACAGCAAGGAGGACUUCGCCUACAUGAAUGAAAUCCUGCAAGUACAUGUCAAGUCAAGUGCUGAGCAAGCUAGUAGCAAGAUCUUCACUAUAAUCAAGUUGCAUGAUAAAGAAGUUCAGUUUGAAGUGGACUCGGGGGCUGCACGUACUGUUAUCUCAUAUGAAACAUGGAGAAAUCUGCAGUUCAAGAUUAAAUUGGAGGAUGCUAACAUAAACCUUAUCACCUGGGGUCGGCAUCCAAUUAAGCUGAAGGGAUUAGCUAAAGUGAAAGUUGGAUACAAAGGGCUUGAACAUGAAUUAACAAUAAUUGUUGCUGAAGACAGGGGACCUAAUAUUUUGGGAAGAAAUUGGUUUGUGCCAUUGGGCAUACAAGUUGAAGGACUCUGUUGGACAAGUCAAGUACCAGAAGAACUGCAGUUGAAAUACCCUAAAGUAUUUAGUGAUCAACUGGGUUGUUAUACGGGGCCGCCUGCAAAACUAAUUCUGAAGAAUGAAGCUCAACCAAAGUUUCUGAAAUGUCGACCUAUCCCUUAUGCUCUUAGAGAAGAGGUGAAAACUGAACUGAAGCGACUUGAGGCAAUUGGAGUGUUGACUCCUGUGAGAUAUUCUGAUUGGGCUACACCACUCCGCAUUGUAAGGAAGGAAGAUGGAACCUUGAGAAUAUGUGGCGAUUACCGUUCUACAGUUAAUAUCUCAAUAAACUGUGAUGUUUAUCCACUGCCAACAUCAACGGAAGCAUUCCAAUUACUGGCUGGAGGUAAAAGUAUUUUCAAAACUGGAUCUGAAGCAAGCUUAUACACAAAUGUUAGUAGAUACGGAAUCAGCUGA
This is a messenger RNA of Cydia pomonella (codling moth), 1614 nucleotides long. RefSeq lists its product as uncharacterized. NCBI's taxonomy places the organism in Eukaryota, Metazoa, Arthropoda, Insecta, Lepidoptera, Tortricidae. The transcript has a single exon. Bases 1 to 1614 code for a protein of 537 amino acids. The record is from RefSeq and is a predicted model, not a curated record.